Molecule: messenger RNA, 2029 nt
Organism: Pimephales promelas (fathead minnow)
Lineage: Eukaryota; Metazoa; Chordata; Actinopteri; Cypriniformes; Leuciscidae
Source: RefSeq, a predicted model, not a curated record
UCAUUACUGGCGUGGCGGCCAUGUUGGCAGCUUCGCGCAUGUAAACAUACAGCAAGUUGAACGAGGAGAAGCAGCAGAGUUGGGAUAAAGAAAAGAAAAAAAGAUGUUAAAAUCCCUAAAAGGUUGUGGAAUUUACUGGGAUAUGUUAAAUAGGCAAGCCAGUGACCGGUAUGUGGACUAAACCGGCACUUUUAACCGUUUGGAUCCAUAUGAAAUUUCCAACAAAGAGUUGGCAAACAGUGGGAACACAGUAAUCCGGACAAAGUAUACCAGACGUACAUUUCCAAUGGAGGGACAGAAAACUCUCGGACUAAAUCUAAAACUUCUUAAACUGUCUUCUGAAGAUGGACGGAGGUCUUUCGGGCUUGGGACGACAUGAGGUGUGUGUGUUUUUUCAGCCUCAGAUUUCCUCAGGCUUCAUUGUAGCUGUUCACAGUGGAUGCAUUCUUGCGAAGAUGGGUGCUAGUUGGACACACAUCUGGAGGGAGGAGUUUAAAGUUCACAAACUCCACCUUAUCGCUUCUAAACCAGAGCUUUUGCUUCAGCCACGGUGGGAUAUUCCUCCAUUGAUGUGGCUUCUGUACAGAGGUUUUAUGCUGGUCUACACCGUCAGCUGGUUGAUCUACAUGGCUCUUCUCUUCAACACACCUAAAUUCCUCAUUUAUUUCAGCCAUGUCUCAUACUGUCUCAUGGUGAUCUACUAUCUGGUUGCUUUCUGUAAUCUGGCCUGGGCUUUCUUGAAGGUCAGAUGCUCCUCUCACAGAAUGAAAAGAGUAGGGGGCAGUAGUGAGUGCGAGACCCUCCUCUCUCCUCCGGUCGCUUCUCUCUGCCUGCAGUGGUUCCUGCAUUCUUUGAUGGGCUGCUCUUCUUUAACCGUCACCAUAGUCUACUGGACCCUAAUCCACACUUCGGACCAGGACACAGCCCUCAGCGUCCACAUCCAUGCCAUCAACAGCAUCCAGACCACCGUGGAUCUGCUGUUGUCCUCUACACCCGUUCAUCUCGCCCACCUCUUCUACGCUGCGCUGGCAGGAGUUCUUUAUACCAUAUUUGUUGUUGUUUAUUGGCUAAUGGGCUGCACCAACCUGGAUGGUAAACACUACAUCUACAGCAUUCUUGAUUUCAGUGAGCGCCCUCUAGUGGCCACACUUUGCAUUCUGGGAGUUUCUCUGCUUUGUUUACCAUCCUGCCAGUUUGUGCUGUGGAACAUGCAGUUGCUGAGGGAGUGGGUGGUGAGCAGGGAGAAAGUGAGGAGAAUGGCUCUGAGGAGAGAUGUUUGGUGGUGGGUGAAGGUGUCAGGAGCGACCUUUGACCUCGUGCCUUCAGUGGAUCCAGUAGCCUCUGUGUUUGAGGCUAGACUACAGCUAUAGUCACAGUCCAUCACUCUUGUGAUCUGGUCUGUCUGAAUCUGAAUUUUCCUAUUUUCCUCAAACACUCAAAGCUCUUCAGUGGACUUGACUCUGUUGAUCCAAAUGUGGUUGGUUGCUUGUUGAGAUCUGAAAUGCCCUCAAAUAUUGACAUUUGCUUGAAGUGUUUACAUUUUUCUCGGAAAUCAACCCACACUGUUAAAAAAGAAGAAAAAAGAUAUGUGAAAUCUUAUGGUAAAUUUAUUUCUGUUAUGGCCAAACUGAAUAUUCAGCAGUUAUGUUGAUGUCAAGCACUAGAUGUCAGCAGCGUCCUCUUAGAAAUAUAAUUCAAGUCCACAUUGAAAUCUCAAAUUCAAAAUGUAAUUUUAGUAUUAAAUGAUUUUAACAAAGAAAUUUGAUGUGACAUCAAAAAGAAUGCUUGAGAUUGUUCAGUUUAGGCUGAUUUGUAUAUUAAGAUUUUUUUUAACUAAAACGUUUUUUUUUAUUAAAGUAAAAAAGUAAGCAUUUUGAGGACUUUUGAACCAUAUUAUAUUUAAAUAUCAUGGAAGACCACUUUUAGAGUUCAGAAUUUAAUUGGUCUUGGGUGAAGUCAUAAUUUGAGCAUAAAUUCUCAUUACUGAAAUAUAUUUCUGUAUCUGCUUAAUUUCUGUUUUUUAAAGGAG